This is a messenger RNA of Mycetomoellerius zeteki, 493 nucleotides long. RefSeq lists its product as uncharacterized. The record is from RefSeq and is a predicted model, not a curated record. Bases 127 to 423 code for a protein of 98 amino acids. NCBI's taxonomy places the organism in Eukaryota, Metazoa, Arthropoda, Insecta, Hymenoptera, Formicidae. The transcript is spliced from 2 exons.
GAGGCCGGUAUCGACCUGACGCCAGAAAUACCGCGCAGCAUCGACCGUCGUCGUUAUACCUGGUCUCGCCCUCCCCCGCCCGCACCCUCUUCCCUGCUGCUCUUCUCCGCCGUCCACCCCCGGAGGAUGCGACGGAGGGUGCCAUAUAGUCGAUGGUGGAGGGUUUGGGGGCUGACGCACGGCAUCACCACCGCCAAUCCCUGGGUCCUGGCGGUCGCGGCUGCGCCCUGCCGCGCCUUCCGCGGCGAAACCGCCACCGUCGCCACCGCCACCGCCGUCGUCGUCACGAUGAUGAGAGAGGGCGCCGCGGCGAUCCGGUGGCGGGGAGGACUUCGAGGGCAGACGUUCCAAAGCCACCCCGACGGAGAGACACGCCGAGACGCCCCUGCCACUGGGAGCCCUUCGGUCUUAACUCGGUUGUAAAUUCGAUUGAAAAGGUGGAGGGCCCGGGGACGCGAGGAGUCAAGGAGUCGGUGAACGACUCGAAGGACGA